AUGAGCAGCACAGGCGCAGGCUACGACUACUCAGCGGGAACAUUCUCCCCCGAAGGCCGUAUCUUUCAGGUCGAGUAUGCCAAGAAGGCCGUCGAGAAUAGCGGCACGACCAUUGGCAUCAAGUGCACGGACGGUAUCAUCAUGGGCGUGGAGAAGACGCUGCUGAGCAAGAUGCUGGUGCCGGGCACACACCGUCGAGUCUACGCCAUUGACCGCCAUGUUGGUCUCUCAAUGGCAGGACUUGUGGCCGAUGGCCGCCAGCUCGUAAACCGUGCUCGUGAAGAGGCCCUUAACUACAAGAAAAACUAUGGCGGCAGCAUCCCGCCGCACCUCCUGGCUGAGCGCAUGGGCCAGUUCGUGCACUACUACACGCUCUACGGCUCCAUCCGACCUUUCGGCACGGCCAUCAUGCUCGCCGGCUACGACCAGGACAUUAAGAAGUCCAGUCUUUACAUGGUGGAGCCCUCGGGAGUCACUUACAGCUACCGCGGCUGCGCCCUGGGCAAGGGCCAGCAGUCGGCCAAAACAGAGAUUGAAAAGUACAAACUCUUUGACAUGACGUGCCGCGAAGCCAUGAAAUACGUUGCCAAGAUUCUGAACAUGCUGCACGAUGAGGUGCGUCAUCCGUUCGAGCUGGAGCUGAGCUGGAUCUGCGAGGAGACGAACUGGCAGCACCAUCUCGUGCCGGACAACCUGCGCGACGAGGUGAACGAGUGGGCCGUCCAGUCUAUCAAGGAGGAUGAAAUGGCCGAUGACGAUGAUGACGAUGACGAGUAA
Messenger RNA from Phytophthora infestans T30-4, 777 nucleotides. RefSeq names its product proteasome subunit alpha type-3, putative. The record is from RefSeq and is a predicted model, not a curated record. Gene Ontology annotation, biological process: ubiquitin-dependent protein catabolic process. The transcript has 4 exons. Gene Ontology annotation, cellular component: proteasome core complex; proteasome core complex, alpha-subunit complex; nucleus. NCBI's taxonomy places the organism in Eukaryota, Oomycota, Peronosporomycetes, Peronosporales, Peronosporaceae. The coding region runs from base 1 to 777 and encodes 258 amino acids.